AUGAAUGUACACAAAACAAUAGAAUAUAAAAUCAUACAACAAUUCAUCAAAAUUGCAGAUGAAAUUGACAAUGAAUUCAAUGAUAAUCAGUUAAAACGAAAAUGUGAAAGAAUUUCUCAAUCGAAUUAUGGAUCAUUUCAAUGUUCAAUCAUCCACAAUAAGAAAGUUUAUUUAUGCUUAAUCGAUCUAAAUAAAUACAAUAGAUUUUGGGGAUUAUUUCGCGAACUUUUAAUGAAACUCCAUUAUCUAUAG
This is a messenger RNA of Schistosoma bovis, 252 nucleotides long. Lineage: Eukaryota; Metazoa; Platyhelminthes; Trematoda; Strigeidida; Schistosomatidae. The record is from the annotation of a GenBank genome assembly.